Arabidopsis arenosa is the source of this 1621-nucleotide messenger RNA. The record is from the annotation of a GenBank genome assembly. Lineage: Eukaryota; Viridiplantae; Streptophyta; Magnoliopsida; Brassicales; Brassicaceae.
AAUUCUUUAAACCACAAGAUAUUAAACCAUCCUUAUUUAUAAGCUUAUUGUAUGCAACAAACCUAAUGAAGCACAUAGAAGAAGCUUUUUGAUGGCGGAUACCGAAAUGCAAGAGCAGGAUGUGCCUUCUGGUACUGCUACUGCUCCCGUUGAUACCAAAGGUGUUGUAGAUGAGGAGCCUUUAGAACCAGAGAAAGACCAAAACUCUAUUGAAAUACCUAAGUCCCCUGUUCUCGAGGAUAAGACUCUUACAUUGGACAGUGAUGUUCAUUUAUCUGAUGCUCCAAUUACUAAUCAAAUUGAGGCUAAUGAAGAGGUAGAUGGUCACAACAGUGUUGAUGGCAAGAAUGGUGAUGUUGAUCACUCUGAAAAGAAGGUUACUAGUGAUGGCGGUCAAGAGGAGACAACACUUGGGGAAUCAAUUCCUCUCAAUGGGGAACCGUCGAGUCCGCAUGUUCCAGAAAAAAGUGUUAAGAAGUGGAAGACAUGGUUGUUGAGUGAUUCUGAGGCCAGGGAAGUUGAUGAAGCAGGGACACCACCUGAUCAAGAGGCGUUUAUUAAAGAAGUGGAGGCCUUCCACAAGGAGAAUUUCCUUGAAUUUAAAGCCCCAAAGUUUUAUGGACAGCCUUUAAAUUGUCUCAAGCUAUGGAGAGCCGUCAUCAAGUUAGGUGGCUACGACGUGGUCACCACAUCUAAGCUAUGGCGGCAAGUUGGAGAAUCCUUCCAUCCUCCGAAAACAUGCACUACAGUCUCCUGGACAUUCCGCAUUUUCUAUGAAAAGGCACUUUUGGAGUAUGAGAAGUAUUUAAGGCAAAAUGGUGAGCUUAACCUUCCUGGUUCAGCUUCUCUUCCGUCUUCAGGCCUUGAAAAGGAGGCAACUAGCCAUCAAGCUUCAGGGUCAGGCAGAGCACGAAGAGAUGCUGCAGCUCGUGCUAUGCAAGGUUGGCAUUCUCAGCGCCUUCUUGGAUCUGGGGAGGUUACUGAGCCUAUUGUUAAGGAUAAAGGCUUGAAUUCAACCCCAAAGCAAAAGAACCUCAAAAACAUUGGUGUGCAGAAACAAAAAACAACAACCGGCAUGGACCUUGUUUUUUCACAUGAAUCAGAAAAACAGUCAACUGCCGAGGUUAUAGAUGUUGGACCCCCUGCAGACUGGGUGAAGAUAAAUGUCAGAGAAACUAAAGACUGCUUUGAGAUAUUUGCCCUAGUACCUGGACUUCUUCGCGAAGAGGUCCGCGUUCAGUCAGACCCUGCAGGGCGGCUAGUUAUAGCAGGCCAACCUGAGCAACUUGACAAUCCUUGGGGAAUCACACCCUUCAAAAAGGUUGUUAACUUUCCAGCAAGAAUCGAUCCACUUCACACGUCAGCGGUUGUGAGCCUACAUGGUCGACUGUUUGUGAGAGUCCCAUUUGAGCAGUGACCGGUCUCAUCCCAAGUGAGCUUGUUCUUUAUUUGUUUCUUUUAGGGAUUCGUUUGUAUCAGAACUAAAAACAAACAUUAGCAAAUGUGAUAGUUCUGACUGUAACUUGAGUUCUGAAUAUUAAGGUAGAGAAACGAAUAUAAAGUUAGUAGGAAGCUGCUCCUGAUACUUGCGUCAAGGAUGCAAUCAACAAUAACAGUGUCG